This is a messenger RNA of Centruroides sculpturatus (bark scorpion), 1324 nucleotides long. RefSeq lists its product as uncharacterized. The transcript has 5 exons. The record is from RefSeq and is a predicted model, not a curated record. NCBI's taxonomy places the organism in Eukaryota, Metazoa, Arthropoda, Arachnida, Scorpiones, Buthidae. The coding region runs from base 26 to 376 and encodes 116 amino acids.
AGUAUUAGGUAAGAUCGUUACAAACAUGAAAACCUUUAUUAUUUUUGCCUGCUUUACUUUUGUAUUGUCCUUUGCCGAAAUGGAAAAUACUGAAGAUUUAACGAAAGUAUAUUGUUCGUCGUCGGAACAGUUAAAAAUACGUGUCUGCGUAAUAGAAAACAGAGCAGAUAUGGUCAUAGACAUAUUUCGGAACUGUGUCAAUAAAAUUGCGUUUUAUAACACUGUAGACGAAAUGUCGGAGUUCGUCUGUGGAAACGCAACUGACGAGCAAUAUGCGGAAUACAGAAGUUGCUUCGAUUCCGGAAUGAUGUCGGAAAAUUUAAGUAAUCCAAAUUUUUUGAAGAUAAUUAAGUUAUGCUUAUCGAGAUAUACGUAAAACACAUUUUAGCAGCAUCGAUUCAGAUUUUACGGUGUUGGCUUCUUCUUAAUUGUUCUUUUAUGGAAAUUAGAUGGAAACUUUAUUAAAAUUAUUAAAAUAAAUCAAAACCUUUCGAUUUAGUAUUUCGAAUUAUUCUUAUCUUCUGCCAUCUUUCGAAAUAUUUAAAUUUGGAUAAAUUUCAGAUACAUUUCACGAAUUUCUAACACCGAAAUUCAAAACUUUAGUAAUUCUUUCUAGACUGCAUAUUGUAAUAUCAAAACACUUACUAAAACACCUUUUCUUGCAGCCGACGCUUUAUUAUAACAACUUUCAAACAUUUCCGGUCUUGUUAAAAAACCUUUCUCAAGAAAAUAAAAUUAAAUAAGUAACAAAAUAAACAACAAAAUCGUAAAUCGAACGCUUAGUACGAAUAACUGUUUUUUCAAAUCUUUCGAACUCGCUUAUAAUCCGUUGUACAUGACGUCAGUGUAACCGGAAAUAUAAAAAGAUUACAUAACUAUCUAAAUAUAAAUACUUAAAGAUGCCAUCUCCCUACAUCGUUCAAAAAAUAUAACAAAAAAAGAUACAUAUUAACUACUUUCUUCAAUUAUUAAUUUUAUAUUAAGCUAGAGGACCAUGCUGCCGAUAUUUUAGUCGAUUCCCGGAAGUUGACUGCAAGGCCUUUAUGCUUUGCCUUACAAAUCUGCCAGGCUUCCGCGUAAUGUCGGUGUCUCCUGUCUCGGACUAUCUGCAUUAGUCUUUCUGGAACACUAAACCCAACUUACAGAGCUUUAUAAAGGAUAUAAAUGACAAUAGAUUCGGCCUGGAGAUCGAGGUAGAGCAAGAAAAUGAUAAGACCAUACAUUUCUUAGAUCUGCAUAUACAAAUUAACAACUUACGAGGGUUCACGACUAAAGUGUACAGAAAGCCAUCCUAUAACCCUAUAUUUAUUCCGUGGAUUUCUCA